AGCAGAGAGAGGCUAUGAGAAUGGAGCGCAUGGAUCGGCUGGAAUAACAACCUUUCUGAACUAUUUUGAAACUUCGAAAACUCAAUAAACAAUCAUGGAUACGAGUAUUCUGGGUUUCUUGCUGUUGUAUUCGCCCUUUCUAAGCGUCGGAGCCCAAUUCCCAGCCGGCGGCUGCACCUUCGACGACGGCCCGGCGCAGUGCGACUACCAGCAGGACCCGUACGAUGACUUCGACUGGACACAUGUCAGCGCCCAGGAGGUCCCUUACCUGUCCCCCGAGCUCCCCCAAGGUUCCUACAUGAUGGUGGACUCGUCCCAGCACGACACUGGGGAGAAGGCUCGCCUCCAGCUGCCCGUCAUGAAAGAGAACGACACCCACUGCAUCGAUUUCAACUACCUGCUGUACAGCCAGGACGGCUCCAGUCCCGGCACGCUCAACAUCCUGGUCAAGGUCAACAAGGGCCCUCUGGCCAACCCCAUCUGGAACGUGACGAGCUACACGGGCAAAGAGUGGCUCCGGGCGGAGCUGGCCAUCAGCACCUUCUGGCCCAACGAGUAUCAGGUCGUAUUUGAGGCGGAGGUCUCGGAUGGCAAGACGGGCUUCAUUGCGAUUGAUGACAUCCAGGUUCUGAGCUAUCCAUGUGACCGAUCGCCUCACUUCCUGCGUUUGGGCGACGUGGAGGUCAACGCCGGCCAGAACGCCACGUUCCAGUGCAUCGCCACCGUCCGAGAUGUGAAGAACAAGCUGUGGCUGCAGAAAAGGAAUGGUGAUGACAUCCCCGUCGCAGAGACGAAGACCAUCAGCAAUCGCAGGUUCGCGGCGUCCUUCAGGCUGAAGGAGGUGACCAAUCACGAUCAGGAUCUCUAUCGCUGUGUGACCCAGUCGGAGAGAGGUUCUGGAGUGUCCAACUUUGCCGGACUCAUCGUCAGAGAGCCCCCUAGGCCCAUUGCUCCACCUCAGCUGCUGGGCGUAGGGCCGACCUACCUCCUGAUCCAGCUCAACGCCAACUCCAUCUUCGGCGACGGGCCCAUCAUCCUCAAAGAGGUGGAGUACCGCAUGACGUCCGGCAGCUGGACGGAGACCCACGCCGUCAACUCGCCCAACUACAAGCUCUGGCACCUGGACCCGGACACCGAGUACGAGAUCCGCGUCCUGCUCACCCGGCCCGGGGAGGGCGGCACCGGGAGACCGGGACCGGCACUCGUCACCAGAACCAAGUGUGCCGAGCCAAUGCGGACGCCCAAGAGCUUGAAGAUCGCCGAGAUCCAGGCCCGGUUCAUUGCGGUGGACUGGGAGUCGCUGGGCUACAACAUCACCCGCUGCCACACCUUCAACGUGACCAUCUGCUACCACUACUACAACACCCACAACCAGACCAAGGCCGAGUGCCUGGACAUGGACCCCAAGGCGCCGCGCCACGUGGUGGGCAACCUGCCGCCCAACACCAACGUCAGCCUCAAGAUGAUCCUCACCAACCCAGAGGGGCGCAAGGAGAGCGAAGAGACCAUCAUACAGACCGAAGAGGAUGUGCCUGGCCCCGUGCCCAUUCUGUCCAUGACGGCCAAACCGUCCGAAGAUCGCAUCUCCCUGAACUGGACGGAGCCGCUGGAACCCAACGGAAUCAUCACUCAGUAUGAGAUCAGCUGCAGCAGCGUGCGCUCGUUCGACACGUCGGUGCUGAUGCGGCCGCCGCUGAUCGUGGCGCUGCCCUGGAACACCACCAGGCACGACUUCUCGCAGCUCCACCCGGGCACCACCUACCAGUUCAUCAUCCGCGCCAGCACCGUCAAGGGCUUCGGACCGCCCACCACCCUCAACGUCACCACCAACAUCUCAGCUCCUACUCUGCAGGAGUACGACAGUACCGAGGCCUCCCUGAAUGAGACGGCCACCACCAUCACCGUCCUCCUCAAGCCUGCCCAGGCCAAGGGCGCUCCUAUCAGUGCUUAUCAGAUCGUGGUGGAGGAGCUCAACCCUCACCGUUCGCGGCGCGAGGCCAGCUCCACCAACUGCUACCAGAUCCCCGUGUCCUACCAGAGCGCGUCCAGCGGAGGACUGCCGUACUACUUUGCCGCCGAGCUGCCCCCCACCAAGCUGGUGGAGCCCAUGGGCUUCACGGUGGGGGACAACAAGACCUACCGCGGCUUCUGGAACCCUCCGCUGGCGCCCAGGAAGAACUACAACAUCUACUUCCAGGCCGUCAGCAGCGUGGAGAAGGAAACCAAAACUCAGUGUCUGCGAUUGGCAACGAAAGGAGCCACGGAGGAGCCAGAGGUGAUCCCCGACCCGGCCAAGCAGACGGACCGGGUGGUGAAGAUCGCUGGCAUCAGUGCCGGGGUGCUGGUCUUCAUCCUGCUGGUCCUGGUGGCCAUCCUGCUGGUCAAGAAGAGGAGGAGCUACUAUUCUUAUUCAUACUACCUGAAACUGGCCAAGAAGCGCAAAGACGCCAUCGGCAGCACCCGGCAGGAGAUGACCCACAUGGUCAACGCCAUGGACCGGAGCUACGCCGACCAGAGCACCAUGCACGCCGAGGACCCCAUGUCGGUCACGUUCAUGGACUCGCACAACUUCAGCAACAGGUACGAGAAUCACACGGCGGCGGCAGCGGCCGAGUCCAGUCGUCUGCUGGACGUGCCGCGCUACCACUGCGAGGGCACGGAGUCGCCCUACCAGACGGGCCAGCUGCACCCGGCCAUCCGCGUGGCCGACCUGCUCCAGCACAUCAACCUGAUGAAGACCUCCGACAGCUACGGCUUCAAGGAGGAGUACGAGAGUUUUUUUGAGGGCCAGUCUGCUUCCUGGGACGUGGCAAAAAAAGAGCAAAACAGAACCAAGAAUCGCUAUGGAAACAUCAUCGCCUAUGAUCAUUCUAGAGUCAUUCUCCAGCCAAUGGAAGACGACCCCUCCUCCGACUACAUAAACGCCAACUACAUUGACAUAUGGCUGUACAGGGAUGGUUAUCAGAGGCCAAGCCACUACAUCGCCACUCAAGGUCCUGUGCAUGAGACUGUGUACGACUUCUGGAGGAUGAUCUGGCAAGAGCAGUCUGCUUGCAUCGUCAUGGUAACCAACCUGGUGGAGGUUGGACGGGUAAAAUGUUAUAAGUACUGGCCAGAUGACGCGGAGGUGUAUGGUGAUUUCAAAGUGACGUUUGUCGAAGUGGAGCCACUGGCAGAGUAUGUCGUCAGGACGUUCACCUUGGAGAGGAGAGGCUUCAACGAGGUGCGGGAGGUGAAGCAGUUCCACUUCACCGGCUGGCCCGACCACGGAGUGCCGUACCACGCCACCGGCCUGCUGUCCUUCAUCCGCCGGGUCAAGAUGUCCAACCCGCCCGGCGCCGGGCCCAUUGUGGUCCACUGCAGUGCUGGAGCUGGAAGGACGGGCUGUUACAUAGUGAUCGACAUCAUGCUGGACAUGGCCGAGAGGGAGGGGGUGGUGGACAUCUACAACUGUGUCAAGGCCCUGCGCUCUCGUCGCAUCAACAUGGUCCAGACAGAGGAGCAGUACAUCUUCAUCCAUGACGCCAUCUUGGAGGCCUGUCUCUGUGGGGACACGGCCAUCCCGGCCUGCGAGUACAAAGCUGCCUACUACGACAUGAUCAGGAUAGACUCUCAGAGCAACUCCUCACACCUCAAAGAUGAAUUCCAGACCCUGAACUCCGUGACGCCCCAGCCACAGCCCGAAGACUGCAGCAUCGCCUUGUUGCCACGCAACCACGAGAAGAACCGCUUCAUGGACAUGUUGCCGCCUGACCGUUGCCUGCCUUUCCUCAUCACCAUUGACGGCGAGAGCAGCAACUACAUCAAUGCCGCCCUCAUGGAUAGCUACAGACAGCCGGCUGCCUUCAUCGUGACUCAGCACCCAUUGCCCAACACGGUGAAGGACUUCUGGAGGCUCGUCUACGACUACGGAUGCACGUCGAUAGUCAUGCUGAAUGAGAUUGACCUGGCACAGGGUUGCCCACAGUAUUGGCCUGAGGAAGGUAUGCUUCGGUACGGCCCUGUUCAAGUUGAAUGUAUGUCCUGUUCCAUGGACUGUGAUGUCAUCAGUCGUCUUUUCAGAAUAUGUAACCUGACCAGACCUCAGGAGGGCUACCUGAUGGUGAGGCAGUUCCAGUAUCUGGGCUGGGCAGCACACAGGGAGGUUCCGGCGUCCAAGCGCUCCUUCCUCAAGCUCAUCCUCCAGGUGGACAAGUGGCAGGACGAGUGUGAGGAGGGAGAGGGCCGCACCGUGGUGCAUUGCCUGAAUGGAGGAGGACGCAGUGGAAUGUUCUGUGCCAUCAGCAUCGUGUGUGAGAUGAUCAAGAGGCAGAAUGUGGUGGAUGUGUUCCACGCCGUCAAGACGCUGAGGAACAGCAAGCCCAACAUGGUGGACAGCCCAGAACAGUAUCGCUUCUGUUAUGACCUUGCUUUGGAGUACAUUGAGACGUCGUAAGGAGGACAAUGGCGACAAGUGUAUUGCUGUGCAGCGUUCCCAUCUGAAGACCCAUUCUUGGGGCCGCCUCUUGGCUCUCUUUUUGUUUUGUAUUUUUUGUUUUUGUUUUGUUUUUUUUUAACGAGGCCGUUAGUUCUUGUCAUUUUUUUUUUUUUUUUUAAAGACAUAAUCGUUCUCUAUGUGUACUGGGCGUAUGAUGUGAGUGGCUUGUAAAUGUCUCAAUUGUACUAUACCGUGUUCAGUGCCACAGAAUCAAGUGCUGGCCACUAGGCCUUGUUUGCUUCAUGUCUCCUUUUUUGCAUUUUAAGGUUUUAAUUGUUGUUGUUUUGUUUUUAUUUUUUUCUUGUUUUUAAAGAAAAAAUAAAUUGUGCAGCCAUUGUAAAAGGGUAAUUCUAAUGCCAGUCAGUGUAUUGCAUGCUAAAAUGUUUUCUUCUAUAUUGCCAUUAUUGUCCAUGAACAAUAUAUAAUGAUAUCUAUCUAUAUCUAUAUUUAUAUCUAUGAUAUAAAUCCAUCACAAAUGUGAAAGAAAAAAUGCGCUUUUUAUGGAUAAAUACUGUACAAGUGCUAACGUGUAACAUUGGCUUGGUAAUGUCCGUAUCGUGCACUGAUGGCUGACCUUGUUUUAUUUUUGUUUUGUAGCAGAUAUUAAUCAUAAGCCAAAGACUUAUGUACAUAUGUCUAUAUGGAUAAGCACAUUGUUUGUAUUUAUUGUUGUUUACUUUGCAUUCCUUUUUGAAGGCUAAAAACAAUCAUUGUCAUUCCCUGUUUACUCUGAAUUCAAAAUGUACACAUUUAUUGUAGCUUUUUGUUUUUAAAGUUGUUUUUUAUUGCUUUGGUUUUGGUUAUAGAAUGUUUUUUUAGUUAAUGUUCUAUCCUUCACCGUGAUGUUACAGUGGUCAGGUCAUGUAAAUGAUUGUGAAUUCUACCCACUCAAGAUAGGUUACCAUAAGGUCAAGAAGAGACCUAAGAGUUCUAUUUUUUCUGAUGUUUUCACAACUGUAUUAGGAAGUUUUUGAAAGAAACACAAAGAAAUUGAGUGUACAGUAUUAGGCAUGGCAUAUUAGGACUAAAGCCAAUGAAAGUAAUGCACAGCCAGCUAUGUUGGCAUCAGAACUGAAUGCACAUUUGAAAAGUAAAGAAAACAAUUCAUUAUGUGAAGUUUAAAUCAUGUCUCAUCUUUCCAUCUGUAGUAGUUGGCUUACUGGCUGUAACUCUAAAAUAGUAAAAAAAAAAAAAAAGUCUUUGAAUAAAAAAAAAUUAAAUAUG
Messenger RNA from Sardina pilchardus (European sardine), 5701 nucleotides. It is a transcript of the gene ptprk, whose product is annotated as protein tyrosine phosphatase receptor type K. The record is from RefSeq and is a predicted model, not a curated record. The transcript is spliced from 32 exons. The coding region runs from base 95 to 4435 and encodes 1446 amino acids. Lineage: Eukaryota; Metazoa; Chordata; Actinopteri; Clupeiformes; Clupeidae. Gene Ontology annotation, cellular component: membrane. Gene Ontology annotation, molecular function: protein tyrosine phosphatase activity; protein binding. Gene Ontology annotation, biological process: protein dephosphorylation.